AUGUCCGACAGUUUGUGUCCCACGUCAAUGUUCAGCUCUCCAGACACCAGAUGGGGUGUGACUAGCAUGGCCACGGGACUCAGUCAACUGACCGGCAGUACAGUUACCAUGAGCGGUUACAACCAUCAGAACUCGUCACUCAGUUCCGUGCCGAUCACGACGAUGGCUACCAAUGCUCAGAAUAUGUAUCAAGCGCACUAUGGUCUCAAUUCACUAGGUGAUUCAAACAAAUGGCGAUUUUCCAAAGAUCAAUUCAAACCCUAUCCAGCUGACUCUCAGUUAUUUUGA
Messenger RNA from Macrosiphum euphorbiae (potato aphid), 288 nucleotides. NCBI's taxonomy places the organism in Eukaryota, Metazoa, Arthropoda, Insecta, Hemiptera, Aphididae. The record is from the annotation of a GenBank genome assembly.